GGGCGCCCCCGGGCCGGCGGGCCGGGCAUGGGCGGCGCGGCGGCGGCGGCGGCGGGCGGGCGCUGAGGAGGCGGGCGGCGGCGGCAGCAUGGAGGCCAUCUGGCUCUACCAGUUCCGCCUGAUCGUCAUCGGCGACUCCACCGUGGGCAAGUCCUGCCUCAUCCGCCGCUUCACCGAGGGGCGCUUCGCCCAGAUCUCCGACCCCACGGUGGGCGUGGAUUUCUUCUCCAGGCUGGUGGAGAUCGAGCCGGGCAAGAGGAUCAAGCUGCAGAUCUGGGACACGGCCGGGCAGGAGCGGUUCCGGUCCAUCACCAGAGCCUACUACAGGAACUCGGUUGGCGGACUCCUCCUCUUUGACAUUACAAACCGCAGGUCCUUCCAGAACGUCCACGAGUGGCUAGAGGAGACCAAGGUGCACGUCCAGCCAUACCAGAUCGUCUUUGUUUUGGUAGGGCACAAGUGUGACCUUGACACACAGCGGCAAGUCACCAGGCAUGAGGCUGAGAAACUGGCUGCUGCAUAUGGUAUGAAGUACAUUGAGACCUCAGCUCGGGAUGCCAUUAACGUGGAGAAGGCCUUCACUGAUCUGACUCGAGAUAUAUACGAGCUUGUUAAAAGGGGGGACAUUUCAAUCCAGGAGGGAUGGGAAGGGGUAAAGAGUGGGUUUGUCCCAAACGUAGUGCACUCUUCAGAAGAAGUGGUGAAAUCAGAUAGGCGAUGCUUGUGCUGAGCUCUUCUAGUGAGGCAAGUGGUGAUGAACUCUACUAACCAAACGUACUUUACUAAGUGAACUCAGUGUGACAGAAGGGAGAGCAACACUCCCGUUGUGAACAGCCUCCCACGUUGUUGUGGACACCAGAACAGACCCUGGAAAGAAAUGUUCUGUUCCAAAUAACCUUGCAGAGCUGGGGGCUACGAACCUAACGGAGAGUGAGUGAGGGUGCAUGUAGAUGUUGUAAGGAGACAGGAAGCAGAAAUGAGGGGCUGCAGGAGACAGGGGAGAGCACACAGCGAGCUGAAUGGGCUGGCACAUGCCAGGGUACUGUACAUGUCCUCUUUUGAGUAAAUCCAUAGCUCCAUGCUGGGUAUUGAAGCCACAGUAUGGAUACUUCAUUAGUGUGACAAAUGGGCAGACAGUGGGAAGGAAAGAGGACAUCUUCGUUUGUGUCAGCUGUUUAUUACCAGGAAGGUGGAAAGGCAGCACAGAUACCGUUUCCUCAUAAGGCCACCUCCACAGGAAAAGUUUACUGACAUGGUAUGCACACUUCUGAAUUUUCUUUCUUAUGUUCUUGAACCUAGUUCCAUAGCAAAGAAUAUUCUGUGGGACUUAAAAGAGGAAAACAGUAGUUAUUUGAUUGGUAAUUAAAAUUCGAAUUAUUCCCCCCCCCAUAGUGCUUUUCUUGCUGUGCUGAACUGGGAUUCUAAGUGGCAACUCCUGCUCCAGUAGUAAUUAUUCAGUGCAUUUACUGCCUAGGUGAGUACCUUGCAAGUACCCUGCGUUCAGGGCUUUCCAAUAGAAUUAAGUGCUCAAGAGCAUGAAGAGAGAACCAUGUCCUCAUAUCUUAUACCUUAAGGCUGGGGUGUUGGAGCCCGGUGGGACGCGCCAACAUUUCUGUCUCACUGACAGCACUGUGCUGACCUUUUGGGUGUCUUACCAGCCAGGUCCCAAGGAGGAAUGGAAAGGAGGGGGGAAAACCCACCCCAACAAAAUAAUAAAAAAAAAAAAACUUGAAAAGCUUAACUCAGGUGCAGCAAACAUCCUAAAAGGUGAGAUUUGCUUUUAAAGAAGUUAAACAGCAUUGAAAGCAACAGCUUCCCUCAGUACUUUUUGCUGUUAAAGUGUCAUUUUCUUUCUUGGCAUCUGUGGAAGAAGAGAACUAGCACUGGCGAGGAGGAGCACACAACAGGAGCGUCUGAGCAGGGGGAAAGGAAAGCCACAAGACAAGCUCAAGAGCAAAAAUUGUUUUCCUCCAUGUUUUAAUUUGACAAAAGAGGAUCCAUCUCAGGUUGGUCAUCAUGGGGUGGUAGCCGUGCUACAAAAGCUAGAUGUAGGUAGAUGUUUUCUGGGAAUGCCAUUUAAAGCUUUGCUUCCGCUAAGUUUUAACUUAAGCUUUUGAAGUGCAGCAGGGUAACCGCUGUAGCAAAUUAGGGAACUUCAGCCUAUUAAAAGCAAACAAACAAAACUAUAGUGAUGAUUUUUUUUUAACUUGAGUUUGCAAGAUUUAUAUGCCAAACUGCUAAUUGGCAGGAGGGAGGGAUUAGGGAAAAAACACAGGAAGCAUCUAGUGUUUGAUUUUACGCCUCUAAGUAGAGAAGAAUAAAAUACUUGUUAAAGCCCUUUAAGCUACCCCAUCUAUAAAAGUGUGGGUCGUCUUGAUUGUUGAGUUCAGACUAUUUCUCCCUUUGAACCUGGUCUCACAGUUUGCCGCACGUGGGCAGGCCUGUACGAAGAAAAAAACCCUGUGGUUUCCAUAGUAAAGCUGUAAAAAACCCUAAACACCAAACCCAGACCAACAAACAAAACCCUGAAAAUGAAUAACAUUUUUUUAUUUUCAGUGCUCCAGGAACAAUUUCAGUUCCUGGGCUCUGCAGGGGGUGUUGCAGCUGCUGGGAGGGCACUGGUGGCAAAUUAAGAAGGGAGGGUGGCAAUGGCCUAGCACCUUUCAAUAAGCUCGUCACUGCUAACCCCGAUCGCUCUUCAACAGGCUGUAAAUGUAUCAAAAGGCACGUGGUACAGCCCAGUGAAUUCCAGGCAGAUUCAGUUGUGGGUGAGUUGAGUGACCUGAAGGUAAGAAAAAAACAAACCCACAAAAAUCCCUUUACAAAAUCUCUUUGUAGGUAAGGAAAGCUGAAGAGCGAUGCAGAGAGCCCACGGGAGCUGGGCUGCCAUGGGCUCUCAUGGGCUGACGCCAGUGGAGAGCGCAAGGUGUGCUGGGACCAGGUCUGUUAGUCGCAUUUUCACAAAGGCAGGGACAAACAAGUACAAAAGGGUCGGUUUCUGCACUCGUACCAUGGGCAGUCCCCCAAGCAACCGCUUCGGUCGUUCAGGGUCCGGCUGCGGCUGAGGUGUGUCUUGGGUUGCCUCGCUGAGGGUGGCAGAGCUGGAGUGCAACGUUCAUGGCAGCUAGACGUUGGAUCAAACGGUGUUUUAACAAUAGUAAAAUUCUUAAUUCUCUGUGCAGGAACCUGGCCAGCAGAGGAAAGAUCAUUUUUCACAAGACAGCCAAUAUUUUAUUUAAUGGGUUUUGGACAUUCCCCUUUAUUGCUCCCAGAGAGAAAUCCCAGAAAGCCUAAAUCAGUAAGUGCAUUCAGGCCUCUAGAGUAAAUCUUCAGUUUAAAAAUAUGUGUCGUAAUUCUAAAGAGGAACAGUACAGAAGAAAAUGUACACAGUCUUAACUACUUAGAGGUAAUAAAUGGUUAUAUUAAAUGAUAGAGAAAUCAUUAUACACAUCUUUUUCUAAUUCCUUGCAUUUUCUAGACAGCUUAUUAAAAUAUAGCAAAUGUAGAUUCAUCUGUACAAAAUUUGGAAUGUUUUUUCUAAGACGAAGAACUUAUAGGAUAUGCUAAGAAUUCUUUUCUAACAACUGGUUUUAAUGCUUUGACUUCUAGUGCAAGAGGGAUUUAGGGAAAUCAGAAGGUGAUACCUUUCACAGGGUAAAGGUCAGGAGCUCUUUUACUCUAGGACAAAAAAAAAAAAAGAGAAAAAGCUAACUUUCUGUGGUCUCUACCACAUCUUAAAAAACAAUCUGCAUGUUAGAUUGAAAUUGCUCAGAACCUCCAGAAUAAAAGCGUACUAUACACUUUCCUCGCUUUCUGUUAUGCACUGUAACGAAAUGUGAAAAUAAUGCUGUAUUUAGCUGUCUGUAUGUGACUGAAAAAUAUGCUUGUAUUUAGCAAAAUGGUUACUAUGUGAUAAUGUGAAAUUUAAAACUUGUAAAGAAACAAGUGGUGGGGUUUUUUUUCCUUUCCCUUUCCCCAUUCUUUACCAGUGAGCGAUCCACUACCUGUACCACUUCUGUACCCCCGCCACCACUGAAAGCCGAACGGGGCCUGGCUCAGCAAUAACCUGCUAUAUGUCUUUGAAGGCCCAAUGCUUCCACCUUCAGAACCAGCCAGCUCCCCCACUGGGAAAAGACAGCGCAGCUAUGGAAACACUGGCCAUUCUACAACAAAACAGAAAACCCCAACCAAAGGCAGCCUUAGCCCCUCCCGGAGGCCUUGCUCAGCAGCGGGCAGGACUAGCGACACAAGAGCCAAAACAACGCCUGCAAACUGCCUGCCUGUUCUUACUCAAAGUAACAAAGACUUAAUAGUGAAGGACAGAGCAAUAGUGGACGAGGAUCAGCCAUAGGAUAGCUUCAGUUCUUGUCUGUGAGUUUGGGGUUUUUUUUGUGGUGUUUAUUUUUUUAUUUGCUUCAUAUCAAACAAAAGAAAACCACCCAAAACAAGCAUUACGAUGGCCAGAGCCGUCUCCCAUCCCCCCCUCCCCCAAGCCAGGUACCUUUUGAACCUACUGAGCCGUCACCCCCCAUCCCCAGCAUUAGGUCAUUGCCAGUCGCACACAGUACUUAUUUUGCUCGUGCAGAAAUGCUUAACUCGACAGUUCAUUGUGCGCAACAAAGGCAGGCGAUUGCUGCCGUAGGACCAGCCAGAGGGAGGGGGGAGCACGCUCUCGCCUGUGGGGACCUCAUUAAUCCAAAGCGAAGAGAAAAUUGCACGAGAAAUCAGGAGGUGUUGCAGACGCCUUUCACGGCUUUGCUGAUGCUCUUGAAAAGAAAGGGAGCGAGGGCAGCCCGAGCAGCCCCACACGCAGCACAGUGUAGCAGGGGGCAGGUACUUGUUGGUCAAAUAAUACAUGGGAUCUAAAUGUUUCUCUGCUACAGCCAAAGCCCCUGGCACAAACAGUACGGCCCUGCAGGAACCGUACGGAUGAGCCAAGCCCAGGUACUUCCUUGUGGUGAGGAUUUACCCAUUUUAUGCUCAGCCCUGCAGCUCGUACUCUUUCGCAGCCCCAGCGCUGUCCCAUCAGUUGCUUGUAUUGACAAAUUCAGAUGCGCUGACUCACGCCCUGCCGUCACUCAAGCCAGAAUUCUGGUAUUUUCAUGUCUGCUGCUUCAAUUGAAUUUUUUCACCCCCCUGCCCCAAUUAAGGGAAGGAAACAUUUUAAAAGACCACACAUCAGAUUCCUGACUUUCUCACGCAAAGAAAGAUGCACAAAAACAGGUGUUUGCCACAA
Chroicocephalus ridibundus (black-headed gull) is the source of this 5236-nucleotide messenger RNA. It is a transcript of the gene RAB39B, whose product is annotated as RAB39B, member RAS oncogene family. Gene Ontology annotation, biological process: Rab protein signal transduction; vesicle-mediated transport. Gene Ontology annotation, cellular component: Golgi apparatus. The coding region runs from base 89 to 730 and encodes 213 amino acids. Gene Ontology annotation, molecular function: myosin V binding; GTP binding; GTPase activity. NCBI's taxonomy places the organism in Eukaryota, Metazoa, Chordata, Aves, Charadriiformes, Laridae. The transcript has 2 exons. The record is from RefSeq and is a predicted model, not a curated record.